AUGACCAUAAUCAUCAAAAAACCAUUUCUAGGUCCAUACAGUUACUAUGCUAGCUCAACUCAGAUGACAGCCAUCGCUAAGGCCGAACAUAUGCUUCUUUCUCUGAAGGGUUUUAAUGUAUUUAUUCUACCAUAUUACGAAUGGAAUUCUCUGAAGACUGAAGAAGAUAAGAUGAAGUACUUAUCAAACUUUGGAAAGAUUGCUGCUUCAUCAAUUUCAGCUGUUCCAUGGAGUCCAAAUGUACAAUAG
Molecule: messenger RNA, 249 nt
Organism: Theileria equi strain WA
Lineage: Eukaryota; Apicomplexa; Aconoidasida; Piroplasmida; Theileriidae
Exons: 2
Coding region: 1-249 (82 amino acids)
Source: RefSeq, a predicted model, not a curated record